AUGCAGUCAUCUACAUCAGAUACCGAUGGGGAGGGCAGUGCGAGCAGCAGCUGUAGUAGUAUGUUGCCGUUGUCUUCGAAUGGUGGCGACGAUGGGAGGCUCAAACACCGCGAUGAAUUAGAUGCUUGGCAAGAGUUGGUGUCAUCUGAUCUCAACGCGCUAACAGCUCAGGAACGAUCUGAAGCACUCGAAGACAUUCACUGCGUCGGGGGAGAGAUUCAAGAAACGGAAGAGAUGAUGGACCAAUUGCUCGCUCAGUUUGAUCGACUAGUCCAACAAGAACAAACUCCAAUCUAUGCACAAAUUGCAAGACAGAACCAAUUCUAUGUUGAAGAUCCUUCGUUUCGGUUGCGCUUUCUGAGGUGCAACAGCUAUAAUGUUCAGCCAUCGGUUCGUCAAAUGAUGGCUUUUCUUGAGCACAAGGUAGUAUACUUUGGAGAGGACAAGGCUACUCGGGACAUUACUCUGAAUGACUUGACUACAGAGGAAAACGAUCUUCUGUUAUCUGGAGUAUUUCAUAUUCAGAAGGACGGAGACCGGUCGGGACGAUUGGUAGUACAUAUCAUGACACACAUGCUUGAAAGUUGGAGAGUUGAAACGCUGAUCCGCGCGGCCCAUUAUAUGUGGAACUCUGUCAUACUACCUCACCCCACCGCCCAAUUACGUGGAGUUGUGGCAAUUCUCUAUCACGGCUCGGCGGACUCGAAAAAACAGGUUCUGAUACCCGAUUCCAACCUCAUCAUUUUAUUGAUGCAAGCUUUGAUUUCGUUUCCCCUUCGAUACUCUGCAAUGCACAUUUGCCUGAAGCCUCGAACCCAACACCUAACAUCUUUGAACGGUGCUACUUCCGAUCAAGCAAUGAAUAUCCUCCCGCGUUACAUACGAGUCAGGACACGCCUUCACUUUGGCACUGAUGCAUCACUGCAAGACAACCUUCGAAGUCAUGGUGUCUUGUCAGAAACUCUUCCAGUCGAUUCGUACGGCAAUGUUCGGGACGAAAUAUUGAACCAUUGGUUCUAUGAGCACCAAUCCAGCGCACUCGGUUCGAUUCAACUAAUUGGUGACACUUUGUCAGAUGAUUCGCGCUCUAAUGCGAAAAUGUGCAGUAUGAAGACUUCAUCUGAAAACGAAUCCGAUGCUUCAGACUUCUUACAUCUUUUUGAUGACGACAAUGGAGGUAUGGGUCGAGACAAAAUGGCUUCGACGACAAAACUAGCAGCACACACCAAUGUAUCCACGAAACAGAAGUUGCCAGUCGGCGCCGAUGCAAAUGAUAUCUUGCUUGGUCGUGGAUGGCGAGUCCAGCAUCACGAGGGUAAUGUCCGCUUCCGUGCUCUUCUCGAGAGACACUGCGAUGCGUACGAUGCCUCCCCGAGACUCAAGAAACGACAGCUGGUCGGAAACUUGGUCCGUUCAAUUCAAGGGAAAGGUAUGCGCUUUCUGAAACAAGCGUCAAGUGGCGAAUGGAUUGACAGUACCCAUGAAGAUGCCGCGAAAAAAGUGAGCCAGCUUUUUAGAACGAUAAGGAAAAAUCGCCAAGGGGACCCUACGGGACGGGCACGGUCUGACAAAAGGACAAAAAGUAGGAACAGUAAGACAUAA
Messenger RNA from Cylindrotheca closterium, 1602 nucleotides. Lineage: Eukaryota; Bacillariophyta; Bacillariophyceae; Bacillariales; Bacillariaceae. The record is from the annotation of a GenBank genome assembly.